UCGAACAACUUUCCUCUUUCUUCCCCACGGAAGCUCGGCCAGAUCGCCAGAAACUUUCCCCUUCUUCCCCACGCAAGCUCGGCCGAUCCUAUGGAGAAAUCUGCCGGUAUCCCUCCCUCCGACCCACCCAACGAGAAAAUAGCCAGUAUGGAUGAAAUGGUGAUGGAAAUCGGCAUCCGCAUCCCACCCUCCGACCCCGCGCGUCUGGUCUGCUUCGCUCUCGCCAGCAAAAACUGGCUGAAGGUCCUCACCGGCGAAAAGUUCCGCCAACCCUACGGCAGACGCCACGGCAGGCCGCCGUUCGUGGGGUAUUUCCAUUCCUGCCAUAGCCCAGCCAGUGGUGAGAACCGCUUUGUUCCUAUUGCAGCCCCCCUCCCCACUGUUCUCACCGAACGUCGGCACCGACAGUUGGUACGCGCUCGACGUCCGGAAGGGUCGUGUUCUUAUGCUCCGCAGCCCAGAUGAUCUGAUAGUGUGGUUACCAGUCACUGGCGAGCACUUCCUCCUCCCUCAGCCCCCGCGCCCGUAUCAAUACUGCGCCGGGGCGGUGAUCUGUGCUGCUCACUCCGACUGCAGUGAUGCCGACUGCUAUUCGCUUCAUGGGUUCAAUGUCGUUCUUGUGGGAUGUGAUGACAGGCCUGAUACCUUUGACCAGAUAGAAUUCUUUGAAGGCAACGUGACAUGGGUGAGCAUCUACAACUUAGACAAAAAUAAGUGGAGUCAGACCUAUGCUCUAGAGGACAAUCGUUACACUGAGCAUCCAGUGGUAGAGCAGAACCAGCCUGUGCUGUAUAGGGAUGCCCUAUACUUCAUGCUUGAGAUGCAUGACCUGGAGGGAGAGGAGGUACGAGCAGCACUGAGAUUUGACCUUGGUGACCAGAAGCUGUCAGUGGUGCUUGCUCCAGAAAAUGCCUAUACAGACUCAGGGAUGUUCCUUGCGACUUCAGAAGGAUUCGCAUUUGCUGGAACUGCUGCAGAUGAUGAUGAAGAUGUUGCAGAAGGAAAUGGACAGAAUAAGAUAUCUGUAUGGACCUUGAGUGACGAUACACCACCAGUGUGGAGUCUCACUUCUGAGAUUGACCUGGAGACAAUCCUUCCAGUCGAUGCAAUCAAUUCAGCGUUUUCUCUGUCUGCAGUUGGUUUCAUCGAGGGGGAAGAAACUAUCUGCAUUGAUUCUGGAGAAAGAAUCUUUACAGUUGAAGUUCAAUCCAAAAGGACCAGAGACAUUGGACCCAGUGGCUCUGAAUUUGUUCUUGCAUUCCUACAUUUUCACAUGCCUACAUGGCGUAAGGCUGAAGAUAUUGUCAAGAGGAGAGGAUCCCCGAUCGAGACACCUUCUGGCAAGGAGGCCAAGGGUGGUCAGAGCCCGAACUUUUCAGGAGCUGAGAACUUAGCAAAAGCUGAAGAUAUUGUCAAGAGGAUAGGAUCCCCGGUCGAGACACCUUCUGGAAAGAAGGCCAAGGGUGGUCAGAGCCAGAACUUUUCAGGAGCUGAGAAUUAGGAGAAGAACUAGCAAUUUAGGAAUUCCUAUCUUCAAGAAGUCUAGCGGAUCUGUGCUUUUGGUGUAAAGUGGAGCCUGCUGCCUACUGGAACAAGUCGAUUGCAAGCUGUUCUUUGAACUUGUGAUAAACUUGUUGUGUUGCUGCAUGUUGGAGCUGGAUACUUGCUCGUCAUGAGCUAAACACUGAACUUGAUAGUGGUAACGUGUUAUUCUGUAAGGCACUGAGAUUGUUUGGUGACUUAUGUUGUUACAUGUUGAGCGGGUUUGUACCCGUAUCCAUCCCUACUCUUGGUGGUGAAGACUUAGAUCAAGUUUGAUGCCAACCCCUGCCUGUCAA
Messenger RNA from Panicum virgatum (switchgrass), 1838 nucleotides. RefSeq lists its product as uncharacterized. The transcript has 4 exons. Lineage: Eukaryota; Viridiplantae; Streptophyta; Magnoliopsida; Poales; Poaceae. Bases 446 to 1501 code for a protein of 351 amino acids. The record is from RefSeq and is a predicted model, not a curated record.